This is a messenger RNA of Pseudophryne corroboree (corroboree frog), 3823 nucleotides long. RefSeq names its product transmembrane O-mannosyltransferase targeting cadherins 2 (gene TMTC2). The coding region runs from base 466 to 3234 and encodes 922 amino acids. Gene Ontology annotation, cellular component: endoplasmic reticulum membrane. Gene Ontology annotation, biological process: protein O-linked glycosylation via mannose. Gene Ontology annotation, molecular function: mannosyltransferase activity; protein binding. The record is from RefSeq and is a predicted model, not a curated record. The transcript has 14 exons. Lineage: Eukaryota; Metazoa; Chordata; Amphibia; Anura; Myobatrachidae.
UGGAUGGGGCGAGAGGAGGCAGGCGGAGCAUGCGCAGCAGGCAAGGACUGUGUGUGCCCCACGCGGCUGUUCCCUGGAUGCUGCUGUGCUCUCCUCAGUGCUGACACUCCGCUGCUGCUGCUGGUACAGGGAGAGUGAGGAGCUGGCGGCCGGGCGUGCACCACCAUCAGCAGCAGCAGCAUUACUGCUGUCACCAUCUCAGAGCAUCCCUCCUCCUCCUCCUGCUCUAUACUAUGCACUAGGAUUGUGGGCUGCAGCCUCCUGCACUGCUGCCAUGGGGUAAGAAGCUCUCAGACCGGGACUGGCUCCGAGGACAGGGCUGUAUUAUUACCAGUCAUCCUCGGCGAGACAGCAUGGAGUGCGGGUUCUGAUUCCCGGCCGCCCCCCUCAGGAGAGCAGCAGACAAAGGACGCGGGGGGCAGAGCAGGAGCCGAGCCGUGGCAGCCCUGGCUGGGUGCAGGAGACAUGAUCGCAGAGUUGCUGAGCAGCGCCAUGGGGCUCGUCCUGUACCUGAACACCCUGGGCGCUGAUUUCUGCUAUGAUGACAGCCGUGCUAUCAAAACAAAUCAGGAUCUGCUACCAGAAACUCCAUGGAUCCAAAUUUUCUUCAAUGAUUUUUGGGGGACUUUGCUUACUCACAGUGGCAGCCACAAAUCCUACCGUCCACUAUGCACUCUGUCCUUUCGCCUUAACUACAUUUUUGGAGGGCUGGAGCCCUGGAAUUAUCACCUUGUAAAUAUCCUGUUGCAUUCAGCUGUUACAGGUCUCUUCACAAACCUCUGCAAAGUCCUCUUUGGCAGUGGAUGCUGGACACUAUUUGCUGGGCUUCUUUUUGCUUCUCAUCCAAUCCAUACAGAGGCUGUUGCUGGAAUAGUGGGUCGGGCUGAUGUGGGAGCUGGACUCUUCUUUCUACUUUCGUUACUAUGCUACAUGAAACAUUGUUCAACCCGGGGUUACUCUGUCAGUAGCUGGUGCUGGAUAUUUUGCGCUGGAUUGUGUGCAACAUGCAGCAUGCUAUGGAAGGAGCAUGGAGUCACUGUGCUGGCAGUGUGUGCCAUUUAUGAUAUAUUUGUGUUUCACAAAUUAAAGAUAAAUGACAUUAUUUCUGCUGUCCUUAAGCGGUUACUAGGCAACGUUUCUCACACUGCAGCGGAUUGGCUCCCUGCCCGUCGCGGCCUCCUGACGUCAUCGCACGGAGACGCGAGCAUUCGGUCAGAAGGGUGGGACGCGGGCGGCAGCGCGGGACAGCGGUUACUAGGCAACGUUUCUCACACUGCAGCGGAUUGGCUCCCUGCCCGUCGCGGCCUCCUGACGUCAUCGCACGGAGACGCGAGCAUUCGGUCAGAAGGGUGGGACGCGGGCGCCAGCGCGGGACAGGGCAAGACCAUGCCUCUUCUUUUUAGCAUUGGACUUUUGGUUGCCUGGGGAGUUGCUCUGCUGGGUAUUCGCUUUUACUGGAUGGGAAACACACCACCAAGUUUUUCAAAUUCUGACAACCCAGCAGCGGACUGUGAAAUCCUGCUCACGCGUACCCUGACCUUCUUAUACUUGCCAACUAAGAACCUGUGGCUGCUUUUUUGCCCGGACACACUCAGCUUUGAUUGGUCGAUGGAUGCUGUGCCUCUCAUUAAAUCAAUCAUUGACUGGAGGAAUAUACACACUGUUGCCUUUUACAUUUUGCUCUUCCUCCUUGCCUACACAAGUCUGAAGAGCUCGGGUACAAAGAGAGAAUGCAAUGGGAAAGUGUUCAUGAAUGGCAAGCAGAAUACUAAUGGCCAUAGCUGUCAAUCAGAUUUAGAAUACAAGAACCCAGAGCAGAGAACUACAAUUGUCUCUAAGCUUGAAAAUGGUAUAAAAAACCAUAUUAACCAUGGAUUGCAACUUCCCUCUACAGGAAACAUUGUUGUUUUAGCUUUAUCUCUAUUGAUAAUCCCCUUUGUACCCGCUAGCAAUCUAUUUUUCUAUGUUGGUUUUGUUAUCGCAGAACGUGUACUCUAUAUUCCCAGUAUGGGGUUCUGUUUACUAAUAACUGUGGGCGCUCGAGCUCUUUAUAUUAAGGCGCAAAAAAGCUUUUUUAAAAGCCUCAUUUUUUAUGCUGCCGCUGCAUUAAUUAUUUUUUACGGACUAAAAACUUUUGUUAGAAAUGGGGACUGGAAAAACGAAGAGAUGCUUUAUAGAUCAGGAAUAGAAGUAAAUCCAGCUAAAGCCUGGGGAAACCUUGGGAAUGUACUGAAGAGCCAGAGCAAGAUUUCGGAAGCAGAAAAAGCUUAUAGAAAUGCCUUGUACUACCGCAGCAAUAUGGCUGACAUGCUGUAUAACUUAGGUUUAUUACUCCAGGAAAACAGCAAGUUUUCAGAGGCCCUUCACUACUACAAGUUAGCAAUUGGUAGCAGGCCUACACUGGCAUCGGCAUACUUGAAUACAGGUAUAAUUCUUAUGAAUCAGGAAAGAACAGAAGAAGCCAAAAGGACUUUUUUGAAAUGUUCAGAAAUCCCUGAUGAAAACUUAAAAGAUCCAAAUGCUCAUAAGAGCUCGGUAACCAGUUGCCUUUAUAAUCUGGGGAAAUUGUACCAUGAACAAGGACAGUACGAGGACGCACUCACAGUCUAUAAAGAAGCAAUACAGAAAAUGCCAAGGCAGUUUGCACCACAAAGCUUAUACAACAUGAUGGGAGAAGCCUACAUGAGGUUAAACAAAGUUUCUGAAGCUGAGAACUGGUACUUGGAGUCUCUGAGAUCAAAGCCUGACCACAUACCUGCGCAUCUUACUUACGGCAAGCUGCUGACCCUGACAAGUCGCAAAAGUGAAGCUGAGCGUUUCUUCUUGAAAGCAAUUCAGCUGGAUCCCACCAAAGGAAACUGUUAUAUGCAUUAUGGCCAGUUCCUGCUGGAAGAAGGACGUGUGCUGGAAGCAGCAGAAAUGGCAAAGAAAGCUGCAGAGCUGGACGGCUCCGAGUUUGAUGUUGUGUUUAAUGCAGCUCACAUGCUCAGGCAAGCCAGUCUGAAUGAAGCAGCAGAAACAUACUACAAACUGGCAGCAGGACUGCGACCCAAUUACCCUGCUGCCUUGAUGAAUCUGGGAGCCAUUCUUCAUCUCAAUGGUAAAUUAGAAGAGGCAGAAGCCAACUACCUUCAAGCUCUCCAGUUCAAGCCAGAUGAUGUUAUCACUCAGUCUAACCUUCGCAAGUUGUGGAAUAUAAUGGAGAAACAAGGUCUAAAAACGUCUAAAACGUGACAAAAAAGGACAAGAGACUUUUGACCAAAUUUUAGAUUCUAAAAUUGGACAUGCAGGGAGCAGUGGGGCUGCGGGCGUGGCUUCCUGUAAGUGUCUGCAAGGUAUAAUCGCUGCUAGGAGAGUUUCUGCUUUUUGGCGAAGUAGUUCUAUGUGUAAUAAAGGGAAAUGAUGAUGACACGGAUAUGAAAUCUCCACAAGGGAUUAGGAAAUGCUUGCAUUAGCCCAGAUAACGAAAGGCACUUAAAGUGUGAUCGGUCUUCAUCACAGUGCAACUGAUUGUGCAUAAUACUUGGGUAGGUUGAAAUUGAUAGUAGCUUCUAAAGUUGUAAAACAAGGUGUAACAGUAUAGGUAAUCUUCAUUACUAAAAUUAUUAAUAAUUACAUGGAGUUAUUCUAUUAUGGAGCUAAUUCACUAAAUGUAAUGAACAUUGUGUUACAACAAGAUCCAACCAUAAUCUGCAAUGUUAAACCGUUUUAUGUAGGAAUUCCUCCUCCGAUUUUUCUGGCCAGUGCUGUUGAAAUUUUCUGAUGGUGUUUUAAUUUUUUUAAGUGAAAAUGGACAUUGAUAAAUAAAAUCUACUUCCAACAA